AUGGCAUCGCCGUCGAGCACCAGCAACAACUCGGCCCUCUCCCCUGUGGCCCCGUCAGGGACGACGACGCCCGGUGCCGGGGCGCCGUGCGCGGCGUGCAAGUUCCUGCGGCGCAAGUGCCUGCCGGGGUGCGUGUUCGCGCCCUACUUCCCUCCGGAGGAGCCGCAGAAAUUCGCCAACGUGCACAAGGUGUUCGGUGCCAGCAACGUGACCAAGCUGCUGAACGAGCUGCUGCCGCACCAGCGGGAGGACGCCGUGAGCUCGCUCGCCUACGAGGCCGAGGCGCGCGUCAAGGACCCCGUCUACGGCUGCGUCGGCGCCAUCUCCGUGCUCCAGCGCCAGGUCCACCGCCUCCAGAAGGAGCUGGACGCCGCGCACGCCGAGCUCCUGCGCUACGCCUGCGGCGACGUCGCCGCCGGCAUCCCCACCGCGCUCCCUGUCGUCAGCGCCGCCCCCAGGUUCUCCACGGCAAUGACGACGAGCCCCGGGCAGCAGUUCGCAGCGGUAGCGGCCACUGCGCAUGCCGCCGCCGGCAUGUACGGCAGCAGCCGGAGGCUCGGGGUCUUGGACGGCGUAGCGGCGCCACCACCGCCACCGCCAGCAGCGGGCGGCUGCUACUUCAUGCGGAACCACAGCAACGUCAUUAGUAGCACCCCAGGCGCUGACGUGGCGCCCGUCCUGCCUUACGCUUCCGUGGCUAAUUGGGCCGUGAAUGCCAUCAGCGCCUCGAUGACCACCACCUCUGGAUCAGAGAGCAUUGAGUUGGAUCACAAGGAAGGGGGAGACAGCAGCAUGUGA
This is a messenger RNA of Miscanthus lutarioriparius, 798 nucleotides long. Lineage: Eukaryota; Viridiplantae; Streptophyta; Magnoliopsida; Poales; Poaceae. The record is from the annotation of a GenBank genome assembly.